UCAUAAAUUUCGAAAGAAUCGUUUACUCGUUUUCAAACACAGAGAAAUGUAACUUCGUUCGCCCACGUUUACUCAACAUUUAUUUCGAAAAUAAUUUACGUCGGUAUUGUUUUUAAUCGGUAAUCGUAGGGCUGUCGCGACAGGAAAACAUCUCCCGUGCCUUAAAGUGCCGUCCAAAUUCGACCUGGUGACAAUAAGCUAACGCUUUCAUUUCACCUUGUUCUUUUCUUCUUUCUUUUUGUGGAAAAGGCCGUCCACGCUGCUCUCGUAACUCGUACAGAUGACUAUCUCGACUGGUCAGAGCCUUACCGAAACUGUGAUCUUUUUAACCGAUCGAACUCACCGUUCGCAGAGUUUCGAUCGAAAAAUUUCGUUUCACCUUUCGAGCUUACUUUUACGAAUUGGCUUCGUGCCCGUUGUGCGCGAACCAGUUGCCUUAAUUCGAGUUUAAGGGUCAUUGAAACUUUAUCCCUAUCCCGACAUUCUCCUCCCCUAUUCUCCCUCGGAUUUUUAACGAAAUUUCGACGAAAACCUCGUCCGUCCUCUUCUGUGCCUUUCGAACUUCACAAAACUUCUCUCUCUCUCUCUCUCUCUUUCUCCGUUCUCUUUAUUGCGAAAUUGAAACUAGUGUCAAACACGCGCUCUUACACAUACACACCGAUACAAUCGUCGCAAAGAAGGAGCAAAACGGUGAGAAAGAAAAUUUCUGAAGUUUUUUGAACUGCUUUGUGCCGUUUCGUACGAAAAUCCAGCGACAAACAGAAGAAACUCUGUAAUCCAAAUGGAAAUCGAGACAAACGAGUGCAACAUGAGUUUCGACCGUCGUGUGAUUCCGGUGGUUUUCGUGCACACAGAUCAUCCCAGGCAGCCGCAAUGGCCACCCUAUCCUUGCGUAUCUCCAUCCCGGAGAAAAACGCCACGAAGAUGAUGCAAUUCGACCCGAGCACAUCCAUUUACGACGCUUGCCGUAUUAUCAGAGAGAAACUCGCUGAAGCGGGUAACAUGGGCCAACCCAAGGACUACGGAUUAUUCCUUGCCGACGAGGAUGUGAAGAAGGGGGUUUGGCUAGAGCCGGGCCGGAAUCUCGAUUAUUACAUUCUGAGGAACGGCGAUCUUCUCGAGUACCGGCGUAAACUGCGGACCCUUCGAGUGCGCAUGUUGGAUGGAACGCUGAAGACGUUGUUGGUGGAUGACAGUCAGCCCGUCGCCAAUCUCAUGGUAGUAAUUUGUACGAAGAUAGGCAUCACGAACCACGAUGAGUACUCGUUGGUGCGCGAGUUGGCCGACGAGGAGACUGAGAACCAGAAGCCGGGCAAUUUCGGCACCCUCACGCUCAAGAGGAGAAAAGAGGAGAAAGGCGAGCGGGACGCGAAGAUGGAUCAGUUAAGGAAGAAGCUUAAAACCGACGACGAAGUAAACUGGAUAGAUCCCAGUAAGACUUUACGAGAGCAAGGGAUAGACGAGUCGGAAACGGUGCUGCUGCGGAGAAAGUUUUUCUUCUCAGAUCAAAAUAUCGACAGUCGAGAUCCGGUGCAAUUAUCUCUUUUGUACGUUCAAGCAAGAGACGCAAUUCUAGAUGGCACGCAUCCGGUUACUCAGGAAAAAGCUUGUAUUUUCGCUGGAAUACAAUGCCAGAUCCAGUUCGGUGAUCACAAGGAGGACAAGCACAAGCCAGGCUUUCUCGACCUCAAGGAAUUUUUACCGCAGUCCUACUUGAAGGUGAAGGGUAUCGAGAAGAAAAUUUUUGCAGAGCACAAGAAGCACAUCGGUCUCUCAGAACUGGACGCCAAAGUGUUGUAUACGAAAACGGCAAGAUCUUUGAGUACUUAUGGCGUCACGUUCUUCUUAGUGAAGGAGAAAAUGAAAGGAAAGAACAAGUUGGUGCCUCGUUUGCUCGGCGUCACCAAAGACUCCGUCUUGCGACUCGAUGAAAAAACGAAAGAAAUCUUAAAAACCUGGCCGUUGACUACCGUCCGACGUUGGGGAGCCUCUCCGAACACGUUUACGCUCGACUUUGGCGAUUAUUCUGACCAAUAUUACAGCGUACAGACUACAGAAGCGGAACAGAUACUUCAGCUAAUCUCUGGCUAUAUCGAUAUCAUUCUUAAAAAGCAAAAAGCUAAAGAUCACUUUGGUAUCGAAGGAGACGAAGGCUCAACGAUGGUUGAAGAUAGUGUAUCGCCAUUGAAAGCAACGAUCAUGCAACACGAAACGAGCAACGUCGGCAAAGGAAACGUGGAAGCUGUGUCAGUUGCCAUACCUGCGGUUAUGAGAACCGGUGCAGACGGGGCUCGACCAUAUGGGACCGGGCACAUGGGCGGUGCUCAAUACACGACUGUCAGCGGCCAGGUGAACAUCGCUCACGCUCCACCGAUGGUGCAACAAACCAAGGUCACAUCCGUCCUGUCCGAACCACAACGUGCCUUACUGUCGACUAUCACCGCUGGUCACGAGGUGAUCCACAUCGCGGAGACGGAGCUGUCCUGCAAGGCUCAGCUUCCAGAACUGGGCAACGACCCGACCUCGUUGAAAUGGAUCGAACAGACGAUCGAUACGCACAAACAGAACGUUGGCUCUCAGAUCGCGGCGAUGAACGCCGCGACAGCUCAGGUGGUCACCUUGACUUCCGGUCCAGCCGACGACGUGGAUCACACAGCGGUAGGUGCAGCUAUCACAACGAUCGCAACCAAUCUGCCGGAGAUGACGAAAGGCGUCAGAAUGAUCGCCGCCCUGAUGGAUGACGACUCUUCGGGAGACAAACUGCUGGAUGCAGCAAGGAAGCUGUGCUCCGCCUUCUCCGACUUGCUCAAAGCCACCGAACCUGAAACUAAAGAGCCUUCCUACGUAGCGCUUUCUUCCUCCGAACGAUACCCGAGACAGAACUUGCUGAACGCCGCAUCCCGUGUUGGCGAGGCAUCUCACCAGGUGUUGACAACGAUUGGAGAGGAAAAUGACUCGAAUCGAGAGCUCCAGGACAUGCUAUUGGCAUUGGCUAAGGCCGUAGCCAAUUCAACCGCCGCUCUGGUGCUCAAAGCAAAGAAUAUCGCAGCCACUUGUGAGGAUUCAGCGACUCAAAAUCGUGUAAUCUCAGCCGCCACCCAGUGUGCAUUGGCCACAUCGCAAUUAGUUGCCUGUGCAAAGGUCGUAGCUCCAACUUUGCACUCUCCAGCUUGUCAGACGCAGCUGAUGAACGCAGUUCGUGAAGUGACAAAGGCAGUCGAAGGUCUCUUGGAAGUCUGCAAUGAAACCUGCAGCGACGAGACUCUUCUGAAGGAGCUAAAUGCUGCUGCCACUGAAGUUAAAACGCGAGCCAGGGAGGCAUGCGGCGGUCUGGAAUUAGAUGCAGCAGAAGAAUUGAUAAACAGUUUGAAAGACGAGUUAAGAGAGUUCUACAAUGCCGUGGAAGCUGCUUCUCUAAGACCUUUACCCGACGAGACACCAGAGUCCACUGCUCUCCGACUAGGUGCUACCUCGAAGAACGUCGGAUUCGCUAUGGCUCAGCUUCUAUCCGCUGCUAAGCAAGGAAACGAGAAUUACACUGGAAGCGCAGCUCGAAAAACAGCUUCCGCCCUCAAAGAUUUAACUUAUGCUGUUCGCGGAGUGGCUGCUACUUCGCAUCAACCUGAUACGCAAAAGAAAAUCUUGAUGACUGCCGAUGAUGUUAUUCUAAAGUCGUUGAGACUGGUUAAAGAAGCUCGAAGAGCUCUGAAGAACGCUGACAGUGUAGAGAACGAAGCUAAUCUGGCUGCAGUUGCCAAGGAUGUGUCGAACGCACUGAAUAAAUGUGUGUCUUGUUUACCUGGACAAAGAGACGUAGACGAUGCAAUUAAAAAUAUCGAAGACAUGACUCAGGUCCUUAGCAUGAACGAGUUCCCACAAACCAAUAAGAGUUAUGGACAAUUGCAAAGCGAUCUAAACAACGCAGCUGCGAAUUUGAACGAUGCUUCUUCAAACGUGGUGUCAUCAGUACGUUCUCCGGUGCAGUUAGCUAAUUCUUCCAAACAAUUCACCAACGCUUUUGGAGACCUGUUGGGCGUCGGCAUGGAAAUGGCUGGUCAAACAGCUAUCGAGACUCGAAGUCAGAUGGUGGUUUCUUUGAAGAACGUCAGCAUGACAUCCAGCAAGCUUCUGGGUACUGCUAAAUCCGUAGCAGCCGAUCCGGGUGCUCCAAACGCGAAGAAUCAACUAUCGGCAGCUGCACGAGCCGUCACAGAUUCCAUCAACUAUCUCGUCGAUGUCUGUACCUCGGCUGCGCCUGGACAAAACGAGUGUGACAACGCUAUCAGAAAUAUCCAAUCGAUGAGAUCGCUUCUCGAUAAUCCUAGCCAACCAAUUUCUGACGCGAGCUACUUCGAAUGUCUAGAAACCGUGAUGGAAAAGAGCAAGAGCCUUGGCGACGGAAUGACGGGCAUAGCUAACCACGCAAAGAAAUCAGAACACGAACAAUUCUCGGUAGCAGUUAGAGGGGUCUCUUUGUCAAUUUGCGGAUUGAUAGAAGCAGCAGCUCAGGCUGCUUAUCUAGCUGGCGUAAGCGAUCCAACAUCGGUGGCUGGAAAACCAGGCUUGCUGGACCAAGCUCAGUUCCUCAGAGCUGCACAGGCCAUUCAUACCGGCUGUCAAAGUCUUGGAAAUCCUACAAGUACCGAACAACAAGUCCUUUCAGCUGCUACCAUGAUAGCAAAGUAUACGAGUGCUCUCUGCAAUGCUUGUCGCGAAGCAUCGAACAAGACCAGCAAUCCUGUUGCUAAACGUCACUUCGUUCAGUCAGCCAAGGAUGUUGCCAAUUCCACAUCAGUCCUGGUGAAAGAAAUCAAGGCGCUGGAUCAGAAUUAUUCCGAGGCCAACAAGGCGAAGUGUGCGGAGGCUACCAGGCCACUUUUGGAAGCGGUUGACAACCUGUGUACGUUUGCUGGAUCUCCAGAAUUCGCUAGUCAGCCUGCAAAGAUAUCCGUCACAGCUAGAGCUGCCCAAGAGCCAAUAACUAGUGCCGGUAAAGCUAUUAUCGAUGGUUCUUGCGCGAUGGUGCGAGCCGCCAAGAGUCUCGCUGUCAGUCCAAAAGAUCCUCCAACUUGGCAAUUAUUGGCAAACCACAGCAAGAGCGUGAGCGAUUCGAUCAAGUCUCUAGUCGCUUCCAUACGCGACAAAGCACCUGGGCAGAAGGAAUGCGACGUUGCGAUCGAGAAACUAUCAGCUAGAAUUCGAGAACUGAAUGCCGCGUCUUUCAGUGCUGUUUCACAGGCACUGGUUUCACGAAGAGAGAAUACGAUGCAAGGAUUCACGGAUCAGAUGGAGACCAGUGCUAGCGAGUUACGAGAAAAAUUGGAACCUCUUCGAACAGCUGCCAAAUACGAGGCUGAAAACGUAGGACAUGCCGUCAAUCAGAUUGCUUUGUACUGCGAGCCUCUAGUUUCUGGUGCUAUCGGUGCUGCUUCAAACAUGGUGCACUCGAAACAACAGAUAGUGCUACUGGAUCAGACGAAAACCGUCACCGAGUCUGCUCUACAGCUUGUCUGCGUGACAAAAGAAUCUGGUGGUAAUCCGAAGGCAGUUAAUCUGCACACUGAAGUUGACGAGACAGUGGAAUCCAUGAAAGAUGCGCUGCAGGAAUUACAAAACACUUUGGAGACAAUUUCGACAUCUUAUGGAAUCGUUACUGGGCUAAUCGACGCUAUUUCUCGAGCCAUGGUUAGAUUGGAAGAUCACAGAAUGUCUACGAUCGAUACAGUGGAUUCUUACGUGGAUUAUCAAACGAGAAUGGUGGAAGCUGCUAAGGAGAUCGCUCGGCUGGCGCAGGAAAUGUCAACAAAAUCUAGCACCGACGUAGCCAGACUAAGUCCCCUUAUAGUGGAUAUCUCCCACAAGUACACUCAGCUAGCCCGCGAUACGUCCGGCGCUUCAGCGGCCGCAUCCAACGCUGACGUGUCUGCGAGACUUCGCGCAAGCGUCCAAGAGCUUGGCAAAGCCUGCGUAGACAUCGUUAGAGCUGCAGGAACCUGCCAAAUGUCACCAGGCGACGCUUACACUCAAAGAGAAGUCGCAGAGCACAGCAAGAUAGUCACGGAAAAGGUAUCUCAGGUGUUAGCUGCGCUUCAGGCUGGUUCCAGGGGAACUCAAGCUUGUAUCAACGCUGCAAGUACCGUGUCAGGCAUUAUCGGUGACCUGGACACCACGAUCAUGUUCGCCACUGCUGGAACCUUGCACGCAGAAAACGAAGGCGACACUUUUGCCGAUCAUCGAGAGAACAUCUUGAAGACAGCCAAGGCUCUCGUUGAAGAUACGAAAACGCUAGUAGCUGGAGCAGCCUCGUCUCAAGAGCAACUGGCGGUUGCAGCGCAAAAUGCCGUGUCGACUAUCGUUCAACUUGCCGAGGUGGUUAAAUACGGGGCUGCCAGCUUGGGCAGUCAGAAUCCCGAGGCUCAAGUAAUGCUAAUAAACGCGGUAAAAGAUGUGGCUUCUGCACUCGGCGACUUGAUACACGCCACUAAAGCAGCCAGUGGCAAACCUAUCAACGACCCCAGCAUGGCCCAUUUAAAGGACUCUGCCAAGGUGAUGGUAACCAACGUGACGUCCCUGCUGAAGACAGUGAAAGCUGUCGAAGAUGAGCACACUCGUGGCACCAGGGCUCUGGAAUCAACCAUCGAGGCGAUAGCUCAAGAAAUACGCGCCUUGAACACUCCAGAGACGCAAAAGAUCAACGUGACACCCGAAGAUCUGGUUCGAUGCACUAAGAGUAUCACCAUUUCAACCGCCAAAGCUGUAGCUGCCGGGAAUAGUUGUAAACAGGAUGACAUAAUUGCGGCUGCAAACAUGGGACGAAAGGCUAUCAGCGACAUGCUGACCAUUUGUAAAGGAGCAGCGUAUAAUUGCGCAGAAACAGCUGAAUUGAGAGAAAGAACUCUUCAGGCUGGUCACGACGUCGCUCUUAAUUAUAGGGAAUUGUUGCAAGCUAUAUUACAAAUAUCUUCAAGAUCUGGUGAUGCGAAACACACUUUGCCACCCAUUAGUAGAAAGAUCGCUCAGAGCGUUACCGAAUUGGUGGCUGUGGCUGAAUUGCUGAAGGGCACCGACUGGGUGGACCCUGAUGAUCCGACGGUCAUUGCAGAAAAUGAGUUACUAGGUGCUGCAGCCAGUAUCGACGCUGCCGCGAAGAAGCUUGCCAGCUUGAGACCUCGGAGAAGUAUACAGGAGGCAAACGAAGAUAUGAACUUCGACGAAAUGAUCCUAGAAGCAGCCAAAUCGAUCGCAGCCGCUACAUCGGCUCUUAUAAAAGCAGCCAGUGCAGCUCAAAGAGAGCUUAUCGCAACAGGAAAGGUUUCUCGAACUCCCCUAACCAGUUCCGACGAUGGUCAGUGGUCCGAAGGUCUAAUUUCUGCCGCAAGAAUGGUCGCAGCUGCAACUCACAGCCUCGUUGAAUCUGCAAACGCUCUGGUACAAGGCGUUAGCUCCGAAGAAAAACUAAUUUCCAGCGCGAAACAGGUAGCCAGCAGUACGGCACAAUUAUUGGUCGCUUGCAAAGUAAAAGCUGAUCCAGAUAGCGAGAGCACGAAACGUCUGCAAGCAGCUGGAAAUGCUGUGAAACGCGCCACCGACAAUUUAGUACGAGCAGCCCAACAGGCUAUUCAGCAAGAAGAAGACAGAUCUUUGAUCCUAAACCGUAGAAUGGUUGGAGGUAUCGCUCAGGAGAUAAACGCCAGAUCAGAGGUCCUUCGCAUCGAGAGGGAACUGGAAGAAGCUAGAGGAAGACUCACUGCCAUUCGACAAGCCAAGUAUAAAAAUCGUCCAGAUUUAGCUGACACCGAUACUGAUGCCGAACAGAGUGGCUACGAGAGCACGACCAGAUACGAGACCAGAGCUUAUGAAACUCACAAUCAGUCACAGAUGAAUUACAGUACGUAUCAACAGCAUUCUACAACGCACAAUAUUGGCCAACUCAGUUCCGACAGACAAACUCUGGUUAGCCCGGAAAAGGUUUAUUCAACGCAGAGCACGUUAGAAAGGAAAAUGAAAGAGAGUCAGUAUCGGUCUACAAUGGAAAGUCAGUAUGGGUCGGUGGAGAAAAAGUAUAACGAAAGCCAAUACGAUAGACGGUAUGUUUCAGACAGUCCAUACCUUGUUACCGAAAAGAAGGUGACUAUGGAAAGUUCAUCCGGUCAGUACAGUUCUAUCGAAAGGAAGAUCAAUAAGGAAAGUUAUAAUACCGAGGCAACCAUGUUGUAAUGAUCGCAACAUCUUUUGCAAGUCAAUUCAUGAACAACAAUGUUUAGUAUAAUGAUAAGACAACGAAAAACCCAAUAACGAUCGUUUACACAAUAUCAGCACGUGCUCAGUUGAGAAUAAAUUAAGGACUGCCUUCUAGGACGAAAAUGACAAUCUUCAAAAAAAAAAAAAAAAAAAUAGGGAAGAAUAGGAAGGAAAGAAAGAGUUGAUAUAGGAAGCGAAAAUAUGAAUACGUGAUAUGGAAGAAGAAUAACUGGCGAAGAAGUAAAAAUUCAUGAGGGCCUGAUGAUCAAAUAAGAAGUAAGGAUCUUGAAAUUUACAAUUUAAGUUCAUAAAUUUGGAAUAUAUUCAAGAAAAAGGGGGAGAGGGGUGAGAGUUUAUGUUCAAAUAACAAAAAACACGCGCGUAUUGAAAAUUUUACAAUUCUUCUCGAGAUAUUGACAAGCUUACUUGUUUUAGUUUUUAUUUUUAAAAGCAAUCGUGAUAAAAUCUUUGUAUGAUAAUCUUUGCGAUGAGAAACGGUAGAAAAGUGCCCUUAGAUAGAAUUAACUGUGUGCUUUCGAAAUUAGCCUUUAUAAGAAUGACUAUUGAUUGGAAUAUAACCGUCCACCUUUUCCACGAACUUAUUUCUGUCGAUCUAAUACGAACGAUGCCACAAAAAAUUGCACGUGAUAUAUUUCCACCAUUUUGCAUCGACGAUUCUUAAUAUUUUGAUAACAUAUUCGUUUUCGAUCUUUUGAGACAUCUUUUUGAAAAUAUAUUCGAAAGAUUUAUAAGAAUAUUUGUAUUUAUAAUUGAAGGAGAAUUUGGCGGGGAAUCUACAUUCUCCGAAAUAUGUAUUCGUAUUUAAUAUAUAUAAAAAAUUGGAUAAUUAUACGAAAUCCAGCGAGAAAGAAAGAUGUUUGUUCAAACCGAUGUUUCUUUCUUCUAUUCUUUGAUUUUAUUGACAAGCGAUUAAUAGCCAUCGCAUACCUGAUUUAAUUUAGAUCUAAUUUAUCAUAAUAGUUUAAGUUUAAGACCACGGAUUAACAAGAGAAGCAACAUAUCAUUUAAUUUUAUUAACUUUCUGACACCAUGUGGCCUGAUCCUAUGGUGUCUCCGUCUCUUUAUCCUUAAUAUUUCCCGUUCUUCUUAAUAUUUUUCUUAACAUUAUCGUUGUAAGUGCGUCUCUUUUCGUUCUGGAAUCUAAUCGUUGCUUAAACUUACGUUUCUUCUGUAUCGCGCGCUCUUUACCAUUCGCUCGCGGUGGCUUGUUUUCAAUAAUUUCGCUCGUUAGACUUUUCGAGUCAGGACUGUCCAACUGAAUUCAGAGGUUUUGAACGAGAUCUUGAACACAUAAUACGAAAUCUUAUUGUACGUGAGUAGUACAUAGACUGAUCCUGUUCAUUGACAUCAAGAUUGAAUAGCGAAAGAUUCAUGGAGAGGUAGAUCCAAGUAGUACGCUGAACAUGCAACAAUUGUAUCAUAAUAAAAAUUGAAUUGAAUAUUUUGUCAUGGAACGUUCUGGAGUAGGCAAUUUAUUUUUAUUACUGCAAAUAUCGAGCUUUUCGAAUAGAAGAAGUAUAUAUUAACUCGUAAGUUAAUUUAAAAUGCAACAUUUAAAGGGGUUCAUCGAAGUUGCAAGAUUGUAAAUAUUCUAAUGAAAUUUGUAUAGAAAUGUCAACAACGUUAUAUAAAAGCAAAGUGCUAAUAAGAAUUGCAAAUAAAAUGAAUCUAAAUCUUUAAUCCUUGAUAAGAAACUAGGAACAAGAUCUUUGGUUUCCUUACAAUGAUACGAAUUAUUGUAAUUAUUUUUUUCUGACAUAAAAGUCAUAGCGAAGUAAUCUAUCGAGUAUGAUUAUUUCAAUAUUGAGAUAUAGUAAAUGAUUGCAAAGUAUUUAUUUCAAUCGUGGAUUUGUAUAAAAAAAGAUCAAGUUUUACAUGUAAGAAUUCGAUAAUUUUAUAUAUUUUUACAAAUUUGUCAUAAUUUUAUCUACGAAUUUUAUAUGACACGUAAAUUCUCAACUAGUGUAACCUUAUUUGUUCUAAACAUGAAUUUCUUUUGCAUUAGCUCUUAAUAAUAAUUUCUUGCUUAAUGCUCUUUAUUGAGACUCUUUAUUAUAGAAAUAAGAUUGCAGUCUAAAACUAAAGAAAAAUUUUCACACGAAGAAUGUAAUUAAGAAGAGUAGACACGAUAAAAAGGGAAGUGCUUAAAAACAUGAUAUUAUACUUUGAAAAGAAUUAUCUCAAACAAGGUGUUGAAGCGUGAAAAUGCUCCUAGAAAAUUUUGAUUGGAAGGUCGAUGGUUGGACAGACCUGUUCCAAGUGAUAGAUUAGUGCAAUUAUCAUUAGUCUUUCGAAGGUCAAGGAAGAAUUUGUAAAUACAUAGAUGUUAAAUAUUUCGCGUAACAAUUCAGUGUCUUGACAAUGAGUCGAUAAAUGGGUGAAAAAAAGUGCCUGAGUCUAAUGAGCUACCGCUUUUUUCACAUGCUCGUAGCAAACUCGUAGGAUUCUCGAAUAUUACCAAAAAAAAAGAAGAAAAAAAACUGAUGCUUUACUAAUGUUCGAUAGUAUAAUCAUAAAACGAAAAAAA
Molecule: messenger RNA, 10789 nt
Organism: Bombus impatiens (common eastern bumble bee)
Lineage: Eukaryota; Metazoa; Arthropoda; Insecta; Hymenoptera; Apidae
Gene: rhea
Product: talin-1
Exons: 16
Coding region: 874-8217 (2447 amino acids)
Biological process (GO): cell-cell adhesion
Cellular component (GO): cytoskeleton; focal adhesion; ruffle
Molecular function (GO): integrin binding; actin filament binding; structural constituent of cytoskeleton
Source: RefSeq, a predicted model, not a curated record